AUGUCCAGAACGAAUACCUUUUACAGCCUCGGCGUAAUGCCUGCAUUGAUGGGGCUGGGGCAUUUGGCUCCAGCCAUAGGUGCUAUACAGGCUGCAACCGGCUCGUAUCACUUUCCUGUGAGGCUACUCGGACUUAUCGGUACCAUAUCAGCUGUCGUAGACUCUAUGGACACAUACAAAGAUGUCUCGCCGUCCAACCGGCCUGCCAAGUGGAUAUGGAACCUUUGGGUAUAUGGCCUAUGGGCCAUUGUCCUAGCGUGUACUGCGACGUUAGACCUUCACACCGUAUACGACAUAUACCGUGUCCUACCUCUUGGUUUGGCUUGGGGCAUCCCCUGCGUACCAUUGUACUCCAUCUCGAAGGGCUGGGUUUUAAGCAAGCCCAAGACUCUGCUAUUCGAGGCAAAGUCAUUGGUUGUGGCCUUCUGUAUGGCAAGUGUUUGUGCCGAAGCCAGCAUGGCCUAUUGCUGUCGACAGAAGGAGUAUCAAUGUCCAAACAGAGAUUUACGGGCAAGAAGCUUCUAUCUCGCCGUAUUAUACCAAUUCUUCCGUGAGACUUCAUGCGACAUCAGGGAUAUUCCAGAAGACACGAAAGAGGGCCUAAAAACACUGCCUGUCAGGCUCGGCAAGCAGAACACGGUGUUACUCUUGGCUACGGUUGGCGUUUUAGCCGAAUCAAUUCUCACCCACGGCAUCGACAUAAUAACCACAGGAAUUGUUGUCAAAGCCCCAUUGAUUGCCCGUGCAUUUCUGCGAGUUGGCAUGACAAUGUUGGCAUAUUGGCAAGUCUUGAGGUUUCCCAGGCAGAAUUCGUGGGCUUGGGGAUCUAUGUCUUUACUGGGAUUGACUCCAGUGCUUUUUGCACAAGCUGCUCUUCGCGAGUGA
Molecule: messenger RNA, 885 nt
Organism: Fusarium verticillioides 7600
Lineage: Eukaryota; Fungi; Ascomycota; Sordariomycetes; Hypocreales; Nectriaceae
Exons: 3
Coding region: 1-885 (294 amino acids)
Source: RefSeq, a predicted model, not a curated record